Pogona vitticeps (central bearded dragon) is the source of this 4314-nucleotide messenger RNA. The record is from RefSeq and is a predicted model, not a curated record. NCBI's taxonomy places the organism in Eukaryota, Metazoa, Chordata, Lepidosauria, Squamata, Agamidae.
GGCGCGCGGCCCAAUCAGGAGGGCCGUCCCCCGUGGCCGCUGGCGGUGCCCGGAUGUCCGCAGAGCCGGCGCGAGGGCUUUGUAAGGGUUCUCUCCUCGCCGGUCCGGGUCAUUAUGGGCGGAAAGAACAAGAAGCACAAGGCGGGCAGUGGCGCCGCGGGAUCAUCCGGGGCGCCCCGGCCGAGCCCCGCUGGCAAGGACCCGCGCCUUAAACAAGGUCCCAAAACAUACAGCUUUGGUUCUGCAGCUGAUUCCAAUAUUUCUGCAAACACAGAUAAAUCCAUUCUUAAGGUGGUAAUUAACAAUAACUUGGAAAAAAGAAUAAUUGGCAUAAUCAAUGAGCAUAAGAAACAAAGUGGUGAAAAAGGAAUGAUUUCCAGACGACUUACUGCUAAAAAGUUACAGGAUGUAUACAUGGCUUUGCAAGGAUUUUCCUUUAAGACUGAAGAUAUUGAAGAAGCUAUGAAAAAUACUCUUUUAUACGGCGGUGAUCUACAUUCUGCCCUUGACUGGUUAUGCUUAAACCUCUCUGAUGAUGCAUUGCCUGAAGGUUUCAGCCAGCAAUUUGGCGAAGAACAACAGAAAAUACGAGCAAAAUUUCAUUCUCCUUUUUCACAGUGUAAACUUCCUCACGUGCCAAAUAAUAAAAAGAAGGAAGAUGAGUGUGAAAAAAAGGGAAACACAGAGAAGCGAAAAGAGAUCAGCAUGAAGGAAUGGAUUCUGCAGUAUGCCGAACAACAGAGUGAUGAGGAGAAAAAUGAAUCUGUGAAGAAUUUGGAUGAAGAAAAAUUUGACCCAAAUGAGAGGUAUUUACACUUGGCUGGAAAACUUGUGGAAGCAAAAGAACAAGCAAGUUCUUCCAAGCAAGACAAGGACAAACAUGGACAGAAGGUGGCACAAGAAAAAAUAAGGCGGAUUCAUCAAGAGAUGUCAACCCUGGAGGAACAUCCUGUUUUCAAUCCUGCUCUCAAAGUCACAAACCAGCCAAGUGAAAAGAAAAAGCCUCCUGUGCCACUAGAAACAGAUGGUGCUUUAAAUCUGAAUGUGCUUGAAAAGUCUCAAGCUGUUCCAGAGGAACAAAAAGCAAAAAAGAAAGAACCACAUGACAUGAGGAAUUUUGAUUAUACUGCUCGGAGCUGGACUGGAAAAUCUCCCAAACAGUUCUUGAUUGACUGGUGCAGAAAACAUUAUCCUAAAUGCCCAAACCCAUCUUUUGAAAAAGUUCCAGCAGGGAGAUACUGGAAAUGUAGGGUGAGAGUUACCAAGGGAGCUGAUGAUACAUUGGUGGUGUGCCCAACAAUUGUAACCGAGGAUAGCAUGCAGGCUCAACAUCUGGGUGCUACAUUAGCAUUAUAUCAUUUAACCAAAGGACAGUCUGUCCAUCAGCUGCUUCCUCCCACAUACAGAGAAGUUUGGUUAGAGUGGAGUGAUGCUGAAAAGAAGAAGGAAGAGGAGAACAAAAUGGAAACCAACAAGCCCCGUGACCAGUUCAUUGCUAAACUGUUACACAAACUGAAACAGCAGCAGCCCCAGCAGCAGUUGGAAAGCAAGCCCAAAGUCUCAGAAGAUGCAGAGGACUCCUGGGAAAACUUAGUUUCUGAAGAAGACUUUAGCAGUCUCACUCUUGAGAGCCCAGCAAAAGAUGACCUUGAACCCGUGAGGAUUCUCUUUAAAAAAUUGCAGAGUACUCCUAAAUACCAGAAACUUUUAAGGGAAAGAGAGCAGUUGCCUGUGUUUAAAUAUCGACAUUCCCUCGUAGAAACUCUUAAAAAGCACCGAGUCGUGGUUGUGGCUGGUGAAACGGGCAGUGGAAAAAGCACCCAAGUUCCACACUUUUUGUUAGAGGACUUGUUGCAGAAUGAGCAAAGUCUGAAUAAAUGUAAUAUUGUUUGCACUCAACCUCGAAGAAUCUCAGCUGUGAGUUUGGCAACUAGAGUUUGUGAAGAACUGGGCUGCGAAGGAGGACCUGGUGGAAAAGAUUCCUUGUGUGGCUAUCAAAUUCGUCUGGAAUCUCGAACAGGUGAGGCGACAAGGUUGCUUUACUGCACAACGGGCGUCCUCCUUCGGAAGCUACAAGAAGAUCUUCUUCUUUCUAAUGUGUCUCACGUUAUAGUAGAUGAGGUUCAUGAAAGAAGUGUUCAGUCAGACUUCCUACUAAUCAUCUUGAGGGAAAUCUUGCACAAACGUUCAGAUCUACAUCUUAUUCUGAUGAGUGCCACUGUAGAUAGUGAGAAAUUCUCCAGCUAUUUCACUCACUGCCCCAUUCUACGAAUUUCUGGAAGGAGUUAUCCUGUCGAGGUGUUCCAUGUUGAAGAUGUGAUAGAAGAAACUGGUUUUGUGUUGGAGAAAGAUUCUGAAUAUUGCCAGAAAUUUUUGGAAGAAGAGGAGGAAAUCACGGUAAAUGUUACCACCAAAGGAGGAGGAGUUACAAAAUACCAGGAAAAUAUACCAGUUGAAGCUGCAUCAAGUAUUGAUUUAGGUCCCUAUUAUCAAAAAUAUAGUAGUCGAACUCGCCAAGCUAUCUUCUAUAUGAAUCCUUACAAGGUCAACUUUGAUCUCAUCUUGGAGCUGCUUGCAUUUUUAGACAGAGCUCCCCAGUUCCGAAAUGUAGAAGGAGCUGUCUUAAUUUUUCUACCAGGACUUGCUCAUAUUCAACAGUUGUAUGACCUCAUUGCAACUGACAGACGGUUUGAUCUACGACAAAGACAUCGGUUAAUAGCACUUCAUUCCAUUCUGUCUACUCAAGACCAAGCAUCUGCAUUUACUCUGCCCCCUUGUGGUGUCAGAAAGAUAGUUUUGGCCACCAACAUUGCGGAGACAGGUAUCACUAUACCUGAUGUUGUUUUUGUAAUUGACCCUGGGAGAACAAAAGAAAACAGAUACCAUGAAAGCAGUCAGAUGAGCUCUUUAGAGGAGACUUUUGUGAGCAAGGCUAGUGCACUACAACGUCAAGGGAGAGCUGGGCGUGUCAGGGAUGGAUUCUGCUUUCGAAUGUACACAAGAGAGAGAUUUCAAAGUUUCCUGGAGUAUUCUGUUCCAGAAAUAUUGCGGGUGCCCUUGGAAGAACUGUGCCUUCAUAUUAUGAAAUGUAAUCUUGGCUCUCCUGAAGAUUUCCUCUCCAAGGCCUUAGAUCCUCCUCAGCCCCAAGUAGUUGGUAACGCCAUGAAUCUUCUGCGGAAGAUUGGCGCUUGUGAACUAAGUGAGCCCAGGCUGACUCCUUUAGGCCAACAUCUUGCUUCACUGCCAGUCAACGUUAAGAUUGGCAAAAUGCUUAUAUUUGGUGCUAUUUUUGGCUGUCUGGAUCCAGUGGCUACCCUUGCUGCCGUAAUGACGGAAAAAUCUCCCUUUACUACCCCAAUUGGAAGAAAAGAUGAAGCCGACCUUGCAAAAUCUUCUCUGGCGCUGGCAAACUCAGACCAUCUGACAAUUUAUAAGGCAUAUCUAGGGUGGAAGAAAGCCUGUCAUGAAGGAGGGUAUCGUGCUGAAAUGACUUACUGCAGACAAAAUUUCCUCAACAGAACUUCAUUAUUAACACUAGAGGAUGUAAAAAAAGAGUUAAUCAGGGUGGUGCGGGCAGCAGGAUUUGCAGCACCCUUGCGUCAUCAUGAAGGAACACACUCCCUUUCACAACAAGAAAUGGUCCUCCUUAAAGCUGUGCUGACUGCAGGAUUGUAUGACAAUGUGGGGAAGAUAAUGUACACCAAGUCUGUGGAUAUAACAGAAAAGUUGGCCUGUGUAGCAGAGACUGCUCAAGGUAAAGCCCAGGUGCACCCUUCUUCUGUGAACAGGGAUCUGCAGACCCAUGGGUGGUUGCUAUAUCAAGAAAAGGUUAGAUAUGCCAAGGUGUACUUGAAAGAGACUACUUUAAUUUCCCCUUUUCCAAUUUUACUAUUUGGUGGUGAUAUAGAGGUUUUACAUCGUGAACGCCUUUUGUCUGUUGAUGGCUGGAUCCAUUUUCAGGCCCCUGUAAAAAUUGCAGUCAUUUUCAAGCAACUGAGAGCACUCAUUGAAUCUGUUUUAAAAGAGAAACUCGAAAACCCUAAAAUGUCACUUGAAGAUGAUAAGAUUUUGAACAUCAUUAAAGAAUUGAUAAAGACUGAAAACACUGUCUGAAAUAAAAGAAUGAUUUCAAGUAUGAAGCCACACCAACUUAAAGAAGAAAAGUAUAGUUAAAUAAAGUACAGGCUUGUUCUUUAAAAUGCCAGCUAUCAUGUGGAAGCUGCUUGAUCUUGGUGUGUAACUUCCCUUUCCAUAUCAUUUUGUGAAGAAUAGGAAUGCAUUGUAAAAUUGAUAAUAAAAUUUGGGUUCCUCUUG